UUUUUAGGUUAUGAUCAUGUUCAUGUUGUUAAGUACGUCUUCUACCUACUUUUCGUUUGAACAUUUGCAGUAAACUUACUCAAUUUAUAAAAAUGGAAGUAGAUUUACCGAGUUGUAUACAAGCAAAAUUGAAAUCAGACACGGGAGAAGAAGUAGGAGGAACUUUGGACUUGCCCUUAAAUAUUACUAAAGAUCAGCUACAACUUAUUUGCAAUGCACUCCUAGAAGAGGAAGACAAACCGUUCCUAUUUUUUGUCAAAAAUGUCGAAAUAACAUCAACAUUAAAAGAGUCCCUAGACAUCAAAAGCCUGAAUUCAGAAGAAGUUAUAGAAAUAAUCUAUCAGCAACAAGCAGUUUUUAGAGUACGACCAGUAACAAGAUGUACAAGUUCUAUACCUGGACACGCAGAAGCUGUAAUUUCAACUAGCUUUAGUCCCUCUGGGAAACAAUUGGCAAGUGGCUCGGGUGACACAACUGUUCGAUUUUGGGAUCUAAGUACACAAACACCUCUUCAUGUUUGUAAAGGACACUCCAACUGGGUGCUCUGCAUUAGUUGGUCACCAGAUGGUACAAAAUUAGCAUCGGCUUGUAAACAGGGUAAAAUUAUUUUAUGGGAUCCAAAUACUGGCAAGCAGAUUGGCAAAACUAUGAUUGGCCAUAAACAAUGGAUUACAGCACUAGCUUGGGAACCAUAUCACAAAAACCCAGAGUGUAGAAAAAUAGCAAGCUCUUCUAAGGAUGGUGAUGUGAGAAUAUGGGAUGCAGUAACAGGAAUAACAGUUUUAAGUUUAUGUGGCCAUUUCAAGGCAGUAACUGGAGUUAAAUGGGGAGGCAAUGGGCUCAUAUACACAUCAUCACAAGAUAGAACUAUCAAGGUAUGGAGAGCUGAUGAUGGUAUUCUAUGUAGGACAUUAGAAGGACAUGCUCAUUGGGUGAAUACAUUAGCAUUAAGCACAGACUAUGUAUUACGCACAAGUCCAUUUCACCCUGUCACAGAUCAGUAUGGUUUUAUCAGUGAUAAAAAGGUGUUGCAGCAACGAGCUUUGGAAAGGUACGAAGCAGUGUGUACUCAAGGACAAGAAAAGCUGGUGUCUGGGUCUGACGACUUUACUCUAUUUUUGUGGUUGCCAGAAAAGGAGAAGAGACCAAUGGCAAGAAUGACUGGUCAUCAACAACUUAUAAAUGAUGUAAAAUUCUCGCCAGAUACAAGAAUAAUUGCAUCUGCAUCAUUUGAUAAGUCAGUGAAACUGUGGGAAGCAGCCAGCGGGAAGUUCAUCACAACACUGAGAGGUCAUGUGCAAGCAGUGUAUAUGGUGGCCUGGUCUGCAGAUUCUAGACUUCUGCUUAGCUCCAGUGCAGAUUCCACAUUGAAAGUAUGGAAUAUGAAGACUAAAAAGUUGGAGCUGGAUUUGCCAGGUCAUGCUGACGAAGUAUAUGCUGUGGACUGGUCUCCAGAUGGCGCGUAUGUAGCGUCAGGAGGAAAAGACAAAGUAUUGAAGUUGUGGCAACAUUGAAACUUCAUAUCAGUGGAUUAUUUUAUUGUAGAAAUAAGAUUCAUUGUACAAUAUACAUUAUUUUUUCAAUAAAUAAAUACAAUGAAAAAUCACUUAAU
This is a messenger RNA of Plodia interpunctella (Indianmeal moth), 1612 nucleotides long. It is a transcript of the gene Nle, whose product is annotated as Notchless. Gene Ontology annotation, cellular component: nucleolus. Lineage: Eukaryota; Metazoa; Arthropoda; Insecta; Lepidoptera; Pyralidae. The record is from RefSeq and is a predicted model, not a curated record. Bases 93 to 1514 code for a protein of 473 amino acids. Gene Ontology annotation, biological process: Notch signaling pathway; ribosomal large subunit assembly. The transcript has 10 exons. Gene Ontology annotation, molecular function: protein binding.